CCCAGGGGCCUGUCUCUGCCCUUGGAGGCAGCACAGAAUCAGGUCACGGUGUAGGCAGAUUAGUGAGGUCUUGAACUGGCCUCCUUAAAGAUACCUAAUCCUGGACCAGAAGCCAGCCAGCAGGCCCAGGGCCACACACAGUGCCUCCACCCUGUCCCCAGCUCCCGGCCGGGGCUGCCAUGGCCUCCCUGUUCUCUGGCCGUGUCCUGAUUCGCAACAACAGCGACCAGGACGAGCUGGACACGGAGGCUGAGCUCAGCCACAGGCUGGAGAACCGCCUGGUGCUGCUGUUCUUUGGCGCUGGGUCAUGCCCACAGUGCCAGGCCUUCGCACCCAUCCUCAGGGACUUCUUCGUGCGGCUCACAGAUGAGUUCUACGUGCUGCGGGCAGCCCAGCUGGCCCUGGUGUACGUGUCCCAGGACCCCACAGAGGAGGAGCAGGAUCUGUUCCUCAGGGACAUGCCGAAAAAGUGGCUCUUCCUGCCCUUCGAGGAUGACCUGAGGAGGGAUCUCGGGCGCCAGUUCUCCGUGGAGCGCCUGCCGGCUGUCGUGGUGCUCAAGCCUGGAGGGGACGUGCUCACCCGCGACGCAACUGACGAGAUCCGGCGCCUGGGACCCGCCUGCUUCGCCAACUGGCAGGAGGCGGCGGAGGUGCUGGACCGCAACUUCCUGCAGCCGGAGGACCUGGACGACCCCGCGCCCCGGAGCCUCACCGAGCCGCUGCGCCGCUGCAAGUACCGCGUGGACCCGGCGGCUCGGGGCAAACGCGGCCCCAGGAGAGGGAACGACCCCGAGGGGGAGGGCGGGGCGGAGGGCGGGGACGGGGGGCUGUUCUGAGGCCCCUGCGCAGAGCACACUCCUGAACUUCCCAAAGAGUGCCCUCCCAGACCCUACAGGGACACAGCAGUGGACACUUGAGGCAGACAUCCAGCUGUCCCUGAAACAGCGGACCCACGCCCAGCGCGGGGGGGGAGGGGGGACAGGAAGGGGCGCUCAGACCUCCAGGAAACAGCAGGGCUUCAGAAGAUUCAAAGUGCUGCGGGGGGGGG
This is a messenger RNA of Felis catus (domestic cat), 1048 nucleotides long. RefSeq names its product nucleoredoxin like 1 (gene NXNL1). Bases 180 to 836 code for a protein of 218 amino acids. The record is from RefSeq and is a predicted model, not a curated record. NCBI's taxonomy places the organism in Eukaryota, Metazoa, Chordata, Mammalia, Carnivora, Felidae. Gene Ontology annotation, cellular component: mitochondrion. The transcript is spliced from 2 exons. Gene Ontology annotation, biological process: photoreceptor cell maintenance.